CUCAGAGCUGAGAGAGCAAGAGAGGAAGAGAGUAUGUACUAUAGCAUCAGUAUGUGACUGCUGGUGCCUGAUAACACUGAUACCUAGCUCCCUCAGUGGACAACUUACUGAGCUACCUUUUUCCUUCAGAGAGGAUGCCAGCCUCCAGGCUUUGCAAGCAAUGAUAGACUGGACCUUGGAAUAGUUCAUUUUACUUAUCUCUUAACAAGCUCCAUCUCUGAAGAAGAGGGUCAUUACUGAAAACAAAAAUUUGCCCUCUCCCCACUAAACCCACACAACACUGAUGAUAUACACAGUUUGAUCCUCCAGUGAAAGUUUGUGAGCCUUCCACAUCCACCCCUUGAUAUCUUCAUGGGAAGAUGCUCAAGAUUAUUUAACCAACAUGCAUUUCUGAGCUGUGGGCUAUUCAUCAAAUAAAAGAAGAUUUCAAAGGAGAAGACAUUUUGGAACAACAGAGGGAGAUUCUAAAAAAGGUUGCACCAGAGGCUCACAUCAAAAUUCAGAAGGCCAGUGCAACAAAUUCAAGAGCUGAAGACGAAAAGACAGCUGAGAUAGUAAUUCUUUGGCAAGAAUUAAGAUCCCUGUGUGUUUGAGAAACAGUAAGAUUGGCUUGGCAGAUUGCGUGAGAGAAGGGAAGCACACAGCUACCAUUGGGCAGUAUAAAAUGGUUGGCUGUGGCAGUCUAUUGUGAAGAUCUCGGAACAAAUACCAGAAAUUUCUCCACUAGUUCUUCAUGAUGUAAAUGCAGUGUGACCUUUCCCCAAUGGGCAGUUAAACCAUGGACAUACUAAAAAAAACAUUUUGGACUGUUUUUCUAAACCAGGCUUCACCUUCCCUCUUGGGGACCUAUUAAGGGAUUACAUCUGAAAAGAAAAACAAAAGAGAGAAGGAAAUCUUGAACUGGAAAGUUAUCCUACAAUGAGAAUUAUGAGCACAUCUUGUAUCUGCCCAGUCCUAGUUUGUCUCUGUUUUGUGCAGAGGUGUUAUGGAGCUGCUCAUCAUGGCUCCAUCAAGGUGACCAGAAAUCAAACCAAACACAUAGAAGGUGAAACAGAAGUGCACCAUCGUCCCAAGCGUGGAUGGGUAUGGAACCAGUUCUUUGUUUUAGAAGAACACCUGGGACCAGAUCCCCAGUAUGUGGGAAAGCUACACUCCAAUUCUGACAAAGGUGAUGGAUCAGUUAAGUACAUCCUUACUGGAGAAGGAGCUGGAACUAUAUUUAUUAUUGAUGACACUACAGGAGACAUCCAUUCAACCAAAAGUCUAGAUCGAGAGCAGAAGACACACUAUGUGCUGCAUGCUCAGGCUAUUGACAGACGGACGAACAAGCCACUCGAGCCUGAAUCUGAGUUCAUUAUCAAAGUGCAAGACAUCAAUGACAAUGCACCAAAAUUUACAGAUGGACCUUACAUUGUUACUGUGCCAGAGAUGUCUGAAAUGGGUACCUCUGUUCUACAAGUGACAGCUACAGAUGCAGAUGACCCUACCUAUGGGAACAGUGCCCGAGUGGUAUACAGUAUUCUUCAGGGACAGCCAUACUUCUCUGUUGAUCCUAAAACAGGAGUCAUCAGGACCGCCUUGCAUAACAUGGACAGGGAAGCCAGAGAGCAUUAUUCCGUUGUCGUUCAAGCCAAAGAUAUGGCUGGGCAGGUCGGAGGGCUAUCAGGGUCAACAACUGUAAAUAUCACACUCACUGAUGUCAACGACAAUCCACCCAGGUUUCCUCAGAAACAUUAUCAGCUGUAUGUUCCUGAAUCAGCCCAAGUUGGGUCAGCAGUAGGCAAAAUCAAGGCAAAUGAUGCAGAUGCUGGCUCUAAUGCAGACAUGAAAUACACGAUCAUAAAUGGUGAUGGCUCUGGCGUGUUUUCCAUAUCCACUGACAAAGAGACACGGGAAGGAAUUAUUUCCCUAAAGAAGCCACUCAACUAUGAAAAAAAGAAAUCGUAUACACUUAAUAUAGAAGGAGCAAAUACACACCUGGAUUUCCGUUUUUCACACUUGGGACCAUUUAAAGAUGUGACAAUGUUGAAGAUCAUUGUUGGGGAUGUGGAUGAACCUCCACUAUUCUCUAUGCCUUCCUAUGUCAUGGAAGUUUAUGAAAAUGCGAAAAUUGGGACUGUUGUUGGUACAGUGGCAGCACAAGAUCCCGACAGCACUAACAGUUUAGUAAGAUAUUUCAUUGACCAUAAUACAGAAGAAGAUAGGUAUUUCAUCAUUGAUGCUAACACUGGAACCAUUAAGACGGCCAAGAUCUUUGACAGAGAGGAAACACCAUGGUACAACAUCACAGUUGCUGCUUCUGAGAUAGACAACCUUGGCCUGCUAAGCCAUGUUCCAGUUGAUAUUAGAAUCCUGGAUGUCAACGACAACCCUCCAGAGCUUGCCAGAGAAUAUGAUGUAGUUGUCUGUGAGAAUGCAAAGCCCGGGCAGGUCAUUCAGACUGUCAGUGCCACUGACAAAGAUAACUCUGCAAAUGGGCCAAGAUUCCAUUAUUCUCUUGAUGAAGGCCUUUCUUUGAAUCCCAACUUUACCCUAAGGAACAAUGAAGAUAACACAGCCAGUAUCCUGACCAGACGAAGGAGAUUCAGUCGAACUACUCAAGAUGUCUACUACCUCCCGAUUUUGAUUUCUGAUAGUGGAAUUCCUUCUCUCAGCAGCAGCAGCACCCUUACGAUCAGGGUCUGUGCAUGUGAGAGAGAUGGGCGCGUUCGGACCUGCCAUGCCGAAGCUUUCCUUUCCUCAGCCGGUUUGAGCACAGGAGCCUUAAUUGCAAUUCUGCUCUGUGUCAUCAUUCUUCUGGCAAUUGUGGUCCUUUUCAUUACAUUAAGACGCAGCAAAAAGGAGCCCCUGAUCAUUUCCGAGGAGGAUGUUCGGGAAAACGUUGUCACGUAUGAUGACGAGGGUGGUGGAGAGGAGGACACUGAAGCAUUUGACAUCACAGCCCUGCGGAACCCAUCAGCUGCUGAGGAGCUGAAGUAUCGGAGGGAUGUGCGUCCUGAUGUGAUGCACACACCUAGGCACCAGCCUUCUUCAAGCCUGAACAGUAUAGAUGUUCAUGAAUUUAUUAAACAAAGAUUGGCAGAGGCAGAUCUCGAUCCCAGUGUGCCUCCUUAUGACUCCAUACAAACAUAUGCAUAUGAAGGUCAUAGAUCAGAAGCCGGAUCUAUCAGCUCUCUGGAUUCAGUCACUACACACUCUGACCAGGAUUAUAAUUACCUUGGUGACUGGGGACCAGAGUUUAAGAAAUUAGCUGAACUCUAUGGAGAAAUAGAAUCAGAAAGAACAACUUAGUUACCAUUCCUGGAACAAAAAGUGUUUUAGUUCCCAGACUGGAGAGAGAACCACAGCAGCGGUAACAAGAAACGAAUACAGUACUUGGAACUGAGCAAGUUGUACACAGUUACUGUAGAAACAAGUGCCCUUUUCAUAUUUGAAACUGGGUUCUUCAACUGGAAGAAAAUCAAAUUUUGAAAAAUACAGAAAAAAAAAGAAACAAUUGUCCUUUGUGUAUAUUUUUUAAUUGCUCAAUAAAGUCUGUGAUACCAUAUCCAUAACAAUAUCUAAAAUAAAUGAAGCAAUGACAUUUUUAUUGCAAUAUGUUUAAACAUACCAGAAAAACAGUAAGUCUAUGGUGGUGCCUGUUUGUGAAGAUAGUUCACUGGAGAGCUUAUGCAGGCAGUUGUGACAUUGCACUUCUAACUCUGCACUAGGCUUGGGAUCCCAAACUGAGAUAACUAAUGGGGGUCAUUACUGCUGUAAUGAACACCAACAAUCCAUUCC
Molecule: messenger RNA, 3780 nt
Organism: Gopherus flavomarginatus (Mexican gopher tortoise)
Lineage: Eukaryota; Metazoa; Chordata; Testudines; Testudinidae
Gene: CDH18
Product: cadherin 18
Exons: 16
Coding region: 919-3291 (790 amino acids)
Biological process (GO): multicellular organism development; cell morphogenesis; cell-cell junction assembly
Cellular component (GO): catenin complex; plasma membrane; adherens junction
Molecular function (GO): cadherin binding; calcium ion binding
Source: RefSeq, a predicted model, not a curated record